This is a messenger RNA of Heteronotia binoei (common prickly gecko), 2074 nucleotides long. RefSeq names its product chromosome 15 C17orf113 homolog (gene C15H17orf113). The transcript has 2 exons. The record is from RefSeq and is a predicted model, not a curated record. Lineage: Eukaryota; Metazoa; Chordata; Lepidosauria; Squamata; Gekkonidae. The coding region runs from base 4 to 2037 and encodes 677 amino acids.
GCUAUGGUGCCACCUGGAAAGAAGCCCGCCGGGGAAACGUCCAAUUCGAAUAAGAAGUGCAAGAGGUAUUUCAACGAGCGCUGGAAGGAAGAGUUUGCCUGGCUGGAGUUCGACUACAAACAGAAGACCAUGUUUUGCAUCGAGUGCCGCCAGGCCCUCGUGAGAAACAAGCACGGCAAGGCCGAGAACGCUUUCACGGUGGGCACGGAUAACUUCCAGCGCCAUGCCCUCCUGCGCCACGUCACCUCCGGGGCCCACCGGCAGGCUUUGGUGGUCAACAGAGAGCAGACGGCUCGGGAGGCAAAGGCACCGUGCCGCCAAGAGCCGGGGCCGCUCGUCAAAGAGGAAGUCCCUCCCGUCAAGGUAGCGGCCCUCACCACUGUCUACUGGAUGGCGAAAGAGGAGGUCCCCGACGAGAAAUUUGCCUCCUUACUUGAGUUGCAGAAGUUCAACCUCUGUCAAGCUCUGCUGUCCUCUGACCGCGAAGGGGACUACCAGCCCGGGAGCAUCCAGGCGAUGCAGGCCGCCAUUGCCAAAGUCCUGGAUGCUGAGGACAAGCUCAGGAUGAAGUCUUCACCUUUCAUUGGUCUAGUGCUAGAUGAGACUGUAGACGCCCUGGAGAGAAGGAGGCUAGUUCUGUUUAGCACAGCCGUCCCCCUCCACGCGGGCCAGACAUCCGUCAUCUUCCUAGGCACCAUUCCACUUCCAGACAGCGAGGACUGCACAGCGCUGGACAAAACCAUCAAGGCGAUGGUCUCCUUUGGACUGCCAACCAAGAAGGUUGCGUGGCUGAACUCCGUGGGAUCCUCCCCACUGACCCACAGGCUCAGGGGUAUGGGGUCGAAGGUGAAAGGCACCUGCCCUCUGCUCACAGAGGUUCACUGCCUUUCUCACCACUGGAGCAGUCCUCUGAGAGGAGCAAAGGACACCUUCGAAGCAGAGUGCGUACAGAAGUACGAGGCUAUGAUGGAUUCCAUCGGCAGGCUCUCUGUCAGCUUCACUGAAGAGAACAGUCACCUCAGAGAGCUGCAGAAUGUCUUUCAGUUCUGGGAAAGGGAUACAGGAAGGCCCAACACUGUCCGCUGGAGCGCCAUCUUACCAGCUGUGGAGGCUGUUGAUUCCUCUUGGCCAGCCUUGUUAUUUCAUCUGGAGAGCGAGUCGGAGAGCUCUCCAACGGCACUGGGCGUCUAUGAAGAACUGAAGAAGUUCUACUUUGUAGCCUUCACUAAAGUACUUCUGGAUACUCUUCCUGUCCUCCAGACGCUAAAUAAGUUCUUCCUCAUGGAAGAUGCUGACCUUUCCAACUUGAAACCCAUCCUCUCUGCCGCCAUCGUCAACCUCCAAAUCCAGAAGAACCUCAACGGCCAGAACUUCCAAGUGUUCCUUAAUGACCUCGUUGAGCAUCCUUGCGAGAACCGUAAAGACGUAGAGAGCAGGUUCUUCUACAAAGGGGUGGAACUAGCCGACUGUUCCAAGAUGCACAUGAAGAAGUUCGAGCAUUUCAAGAAGACUUACCUGGAGAGUAUCCGAUGCCAUCUCCAGAACAGAUUCCCUAGCCGGUCUCUGGAAGUGGUCAGUUCUUUGUCUGCCAUCUUUAACCCCAAGUGCUAUCCCCAGUCGUUAGAAGAGAUUGGAAGCUAUGGGGUGGAUGAGCUGAAUUUCCUUUUGCAGGCAUAUUCCAGCGUGGUGGUAAGUGAGCGGGCAAUAGAUGACUUCCCCUUCUUCAAGCGGAUAGUGUUCAACCUCCGCCAGCUCUCCUACAAGGAUCUGUGUGCUAAGCUGGUCUGUGAGAACUCUGAGAUGCAGCAGUUGUUUCCAGACUUUGCCAUCCUGGCUGCUAUCACUUUCGUGAUGCCUUUCGGCUCUGCACUCAGAGAGAAAAUCAACCGCGCACGGGAGCUCCUGAAACAGCGCUGGUGGAGUUACAGAAAGGAAGACCGAGGCUUGUCCAGCGCCAUGAAAAUUGCCCUCAAUGGACCAGCUCUCGAGGAGUUUGAUUUUGCCUUGGCUGUUGAAUAUUGUGAAAGCAACACUUGAAAUGACGCAGGUCAAAUUAGCUUGAGAGAGGAGCAUU